GGCGCGCGGCUCGGUGCUGGGUGUGCAUGGAUGCUGGCUCCGGCCCUUUGAGGUCCGCGGGGCCUCAGCCGGGAAAUAUCCUCUCCUGCGUUCCACGAGGCCCCCAAGGCGACGCCAGGCUUCCAGGCUCCACGGCCGGGUGCGACCCCCCAGCUCGCAGGGGAGCGACCAGUGGCCGGGAGCUGCCGGAGCGAGCCGAGGCCGCGGCUGCCCGGGCCUGCCUGACCCUCGAGGGGGUCGCUGUUGCCUCGCGGAUCCCUCCCUCGCUCCCCGCCCGCGUCCCUCCCCGCUGCUCCCGCCGCGUCCGCCUUUUGUUCGCCGAGCCGCGCGCCCCCGAGCCGAGGCGGCGGGGCGGGGAACUGGCGGGGCUGCGUGGGGGGCGGGCCGCGCCGGGCGGAGCCGGGGCCCUGGCCUCAGCCGGACUGGGAGUCCGAGGCGGCGAUCGCCGAGCAGGCGGCAGCCGGGGUUCGGGCUCGCUCCGAGGGCGCGGCGAGGCGGAGGGGGCGGGCACCGGGCGGAGCCGGAGCCGGAGUCGUGGUGCCUGGAGGAGAUCGGGCCGCGCGCUGCGAGCACCAAGUGGAGGAGAGGCCGCGCGGCGCGGGCCAGGGCCCGAGCGCAGUCCCCGGUCGCAGGAGGCCGGAGCGCAGUCGCGGCCUGAGCGGCAGGAGCGCACCCGGGACCCGCCGCAGGGACCCCCAGACCGGCCGCUCCCGGGCCAUGCGCGCCGCUCGCUGAGAGUCGGGGAGGCCGCGAUGGAGGCGCCAGCGGGAGAAUCAUCGACGCGGGGCUCCUGCCCCCCGCCUGCACCCGCGCCCCCCACGGAAAGGAAGAAGAGCCACCGCGCGCCGUCGCCAGCCCGACCCAAGGACGUGGCCGGCUGGUCUCUGGCCAAGGGCCGCCGCGGCACAGGCCCGGGCGCCGCUGCAGCCUGUGGCGCUGCGUCCUCAGCGAGGCCGGACAAGAAGGGGCGCACGGUGACGCCCGGCGCCCGGGGCGCAGGGCCGCGGGUGGCCGGUGUGCGCACGGGGGUCCGAGCUAAGGGCCGUCCUCGUCCGGGUACCGGGCCGCGCCCGCCGCCGCCGCCGCCCAGCCUCACCGACAGCAGCUCCGAGGUGUCGGACUGCGCGUCGGAGGAGGCGCGCCUGCUGGGCCUGGAGCUGGCGCUGAGCAGCGACGCCGAGUCUGCGGCGGGUGGCCCGGCGGGGACCCGCCCCGGGCAGCCGCCCCAGCCCGCACCGUCGGGGCAGCAGCCUCCGCGGCCUCCCGCCUCCCCAGAUGAGCCGUCGGUGGCCGCAUCGUCGGUGGGCAGCAGUCGCCUGCCACUCAGCGCCUCGCUCGCCUUCUCCGACCUCACCGAGGAGAUGCUGGACUGCGGGCCGGGCAGCUUGGUGCGGGAGCUGGAAGAGCUGCGCUCGGAGAACGACUAUCUCAAGGAUGAGAUCGAGGAGCUGCGGGCUGAGAUGCUGGAAAUGCGGGAUGUCUACAUGGAGGAAGAUGUGUACCAGCUACAGGAGCUGCGGCAGCAGCUGGACCAAGCCAGCAAGACCUGUCGUAUCCUGCAGUACCGGUUGCGGAAAGCUGAGCGUCGUAGCCUCCGUGCUGCCCAGACAGGCCAGGUGGAUGGUGAGCUCAUCCGUGGUCUAGAGCAGGAUGUCAAGGUCUCUAAGGACAUCUCCAUGCGGCUUCAUAAGGAGCUGGAGGCCGUGGAGAAGAGGCGGAUGCGGCUGGAGGAGGAGAAUGAGGGGCUUCGGCAGAGGCUCAUCGAGACAGAGCUGGCCAAACAGGUGCUACAGACGGAGCUGGAGCGUCCCAGAGAGCAUUCCUUGAAGAAAAGAGGAACCCGGUCUCUGGGGAAGACAGAUAAGAAGCCCACCGCACAGGAGGACAGCGCAGACCUGAAAUGCCAGCUGCAUUUCGCAAAGGAGGAGUCUGCCCUCAUGUGCAAGAAGCUCACCAAACUGGCCAAGGAGAACGACAGCAUGAAGGAGGAGCUGCUCAAGUACCGCUCCCUGUAUGGAGACUUGGACGCAGCCCUGUCUGCAGAGGAGCUGGCAGAUGCUCCACACUCGCGUGAGACAGAGCUGAAGGUGCACCUGAAGCUGGUGGAGGAGGAGGCCAAUCUGCUGAGCCGGCGCAUCGUGGAGCUGGAGGUGGAGAACCGAGGUCUCCGGGCUGAGAUGGACGACAUGAAGGACCACGGGGGCAGCGGAGGCCCCGAGGCCCGGCUGGCUUUCUCUGCUCUGGGUGGUGAGUGUGGGGAGAGCUUGGCCGAGUUGCGGCGCCACCUGCAGUUUGUGGAAGAGGAGGCUGAGUUGCUGCGGCGCUCCUCGGCAGAGCUGGAGGACCAGAACAAGUUGCUGCUGAAUGAGCUGGCCAAAUAUCGCUCAGAACACGAGCUGGACGUGACACUGUCGGAGGACAGCUGCUCGGUGCUCAGCGAGCCCUCACAGGAGGAGCUGGCGGCUGCCAAACUGCAGAUCGGCGAGCUCAGCGGCAAGGUCAAAAAGCUGCAGUAUGAGAACCGCGUGCUCCUCUCUAACCUGCAGCGCUGCGACUUGGCCUCCUGCCAGAGCACACGCCCCAUGCUGGAGACGGAUGCUGAGGCUGGGGACUCUGCACAGUGUGUGCCUGCCCCUCUGGGCGAGGCACUGGAGCCCCACACCACCCGGCUAUGUAGGGCGCGCGAGGCCGAGGCGCUGCCCGGACUGCGGGAGCAGGCCGCCCUGGUCAGCAAGGCCAUCGACGUCCUGGUGGCUGAUGCCAAUGGCUUCUCAGUUGGCCUCCGGCUGUGCCUGGACAAUGAGUGUGCAGACUUGCGGUUGCACGAGGCUCCUGAUAACAGCGAGGGCCCCAGGGAUGCUAAGCUCAUCCAUGCCAUCUUGGUGCGGCUGAGUGUGCUGCAGCAGGAACUGAACGCUUUCACACGCAAGGUGGAUGUGGCCUUGGGGAGCUCUGCCAAGGAGCAGUCUGAGCCCUUCCCUGCGCUGCCCGCCUUGGGUUCCCAGGGACCUUCCAAGGAAAUCAUGCUGGCCAAAGAUCUUGGCUCUGACUUCCAGCCAUCUGACUUCAGAGACCUGCUGGAAUGGGAGCCUAGAAUCCGAGAGGCCUUCCGGGCUGGUGACUUGGACUCUAAGCCUGACCCCAGUCGGAACUUCAGGCCUUAUCGAGCUGAAGAUAAUGAUUCCUAUGCCUCUGAGAUCAAGGAGCUUCAGCUGGUUCUGGCAGAGGCCCACGACAGCCUCAGGGGCUUGCAAGAGCAGCUGUCCCAGGAGCGGCAGCUCCGGAAGGAGGAGGCUGACAGCUUCAACCAGAAAGUGGUCCAGCUAAAAGAAGACCAGCAGAGAGCGCUGCUGAGGCGGGAGUUCGAGCUGCAGAGUCUGAGCCUCCAAAGGCGGCUGGAGCAGAAAUUCUGGAGCCAGGAGAAGAACAUACUGGUUCAGGAGUCCCAGCAAUUCAAGCACAACUUCCUUCUGCUCUUCAUGAAGCUCAGGUGGUUCCUGAAGCGUUGGCGGCAGGGCAAGGUUCUGCCCCACGAGGAGGAUGACUUCCUGGAGGUGAACAGCAUGAAGGAACUGUAUCUGCUGAUGGAGGAAGAAGAGAUGAAUGCCCAACACUCGGAUAACAAGGCCUGCACGGGGGACAGCUGGACCCAGAACACGCCCAAUGAGUACAUCAAGACCCUGGCGGACAUGAAGGUCACACUAAAGGAGCUGUGCUGGCUGCUCCGGGACGAGCGUAGGGGUCUGACUGAGCUUCAGCAGCAGUUUGCAAAGGCCAAGGCCAUGUGGGAGACAGAGCGGGCAGAGCUCAAGGGCCAUGCCUCACAGACGGAGCUGAAGGCUGGGAAGGGUGCCAGCGAGAGACCCGGGUCCGACUGGAAGGCCGCCCUGCAGAGGGAGCGGGAGGAGCAGCAGCACCUGCUGGCCGAGUCCUACAGCGCCGUCAUGGAGCUGACACGGCAGCUGCAGAUCAGCGAGCGCCACUGGAGUCAGGAGAAGCUGCAGCUGGUGGAGCGGCUGCAGGGCGAGAAGCAACAGGUGGAGCAGCAGGUGAAGGAGCUGCAGAGCCGCCUCAGUCAGCUGCAGAAGGCUGCCGAACCCUGGGUCCUGAAGCACUCAGACCUGGAGAAGCAGGACAACAGCUGGAAAGAGACACGAAGUGAGAAGAUCCACGACAAGGAGGGUGUUUCUGAAGCUGAACUUGGGGGAACUGGCUUAAAGAGGACCAAAUCUGUUUCCUCCAUGUCUGAGUUUGAAAGUUUGCUCGACUGUUCCCCCUACCUCGCUGGUGGAGAUGGCCGGAACAAGAAGCUGCCCAACAGCCCUGCUUUUGCCUUUGUGAGUACUGAGCCAACGGAGCCUGAGAAAGAUGCCAAGGAAAAGACUGGGCUGUCCACUCGGGACUCCAACCGCAUGGGUACCCUGGCCUGCCAGGAGCCUGCAGGGAGGCAGAUGCAGCGCAGCUACACUGCUCCAGACAAGACUGGCAUACGAGUCUACUAUAGUCCCCCAGUGGCCCGGCGCCUGGGUGUCCCUGUUGUCCAUGACAAGGAGGGCAAGAUCCUCAUUGAACCAGGGUUCCUCUUCACCACAGCCAAGCCCAAGGAGUCCGCCGAGGCAGAUGGGCUAGCUGAGAGUUCCUAUAGCCGGUGGCUUUGCAACUUCUCCCGGCAGCGCCUUGAUGGAGGAUCCGGGGGCAACACCUCGAGUUCUGGGCCUGCUUUCCCUGCAGCCUUGCAUGACUUUGAAAUGUCAGGCAACAUGAGUGAUGACAUGAAGGAGAUCACCAACUGCGUGCGGCAGGCCAUGCGCUCUGGCUCGCUAGAGAGGAAGGUAAAGAGCACAUCCAGCCAGACAGUAGGACUGGCCAGUGUGGGCACGCAGACCAUCCGGACAGUCAGUGUGGGCCUGCAGACUGACCCACCCCGCAGCAGCCUCCAUAGCAAGAGCUGGUCACCCCGCAGCUCCUCGCUUAUGUCAGUACGCAGCAAGCAGAUCUCCUCCUCCCUGGACAAGGUCCAUUCGCGCAUUGAGCGGCCAUGCUGCUCGCCUAAGUAUGGCUCACCCAAGCUCCAGAGGCGAUCAGUGUCCAAGCUGGACAGCACCAAGGACCGCAGCCUGUGGAAUCUGCACCAAGGCAAGCAGAAUGGCUCAGCCUGGGCCCGCUCCACCACCACACGGGAUAGCCCAGUGCUGAGGAAUAUCAACGAUGGGCUGUCCAGCCUGUUCAGCGUGGUGGAGCACUCAGGGAGCACUGAGUCUGUCUGGAAACUGGGCAUGUCUGAGGCCCGAACCAAGCCGGAGCCUCCCAAGUAUGGCAUUGUACAGGAGUUCUUCCGGAAUGUGUGUGGCCGGGCACCGAGCCCCAUUACCACAGCAGGAGAGGAGAGUUCCAAGAAACCAGAGCCCCUCUCCCCUGCCAGCUACCAUCAAGCUGAGGGUGUAGCCAGGAUCCUGAAUAAGAAGGCAGCCAAGGCAGUUGGUAGUGAAGAGGUCAGACCCACCAUGCUCUCCCAGGUCGGGAAAGAUGGUGCCCUUCGGGAUGGAGAUGGAACCUUGAUCCUUUCCAGUGAGGAUGCUGUUUGUGACUGUAGUGCCCAGUCGCUGGCCUCCUGCUUCGUCCGACCAUCCCGCAACACCAUCCGACACUCUCCUUCCAAAUGCAGGCUGCACCCUUCAGAGUCAGGCUGGGGCGGGGAGGAGAGGGCAGCCCCGCAGUGAGUCACAGAGCAGCCAAGCUCCCACCUUAAGCAGCCCAGACCCUGGAGAUGAGGCAAGGGGUCAUAUCUUCAGCCUCGCUCUGCCCAGGAGGAACAGCAGCUGUACCACUGCCAGAGAAGAGCUUUUCAAGGUAAAGCAGGGUGUCCCACUGACUGCUGGGAGGUGACCUCUGAUUUCCAGGGGAAGGCAGUGAGCAGGAGAAAGACCAGGACUGGGCCUCAAAAGCACCCGAAGAGCUCCGCAAGUCAUUUCUGGGUCCUCAAGGGGGCCUGGCACCACCCACACCACUUCUUAGAAGGAUCCAGAAAAGGAGGCCUUUCUGGCCAGGCUCCAGGGAUUGGGUCACAGGGAUGCACCCUAUGGACCACAUGCGGAGAAGCCACUGAGAAGUUGGGGUUUGCUUAGGGUCCAGCUUGACGCUCUUGAGCGAGCUGGGCUGGGCAGGGUCCCAUCACCCUUGCCUCCUCCUCCUCCCAGCCCUGCUGAUGGGUUUCUCUGCCUUCUUGGAGCAGGGAAGGGGGAUAUGAUAGAGCAGAAGCCAGGGCCAAGUACACUUGGAAUCCUGGAGCGCUGGAUCCCCCUGCCUGUACUCACAUGUAGCGAGAACUGGGUGGCAGGUAAGAGUGUGUGAGGUAUAAGGUUCAGAGUUGGAGGCCGGAAGAGCUGACUGCCUUGUCAAGGUGACUUGAAGGUCCAGCUUUCUUAGGAGACUCCACGAGAACAGAAAUGGAUAGGGCCCAUCUUAACACCUGAUGCUGAGGUAAAAGCCUACAUGCCAUGCCUUGAUCCCUAGGGCCUCUCUCUUGCUAGCAGGGAUGGCUGCCACAAUCCUGCAGCAAGUAGGGAGCAGAAAUGCUCCCUGGGAGAGACUCUGUUGGUCAGGUCAAGGCAGAGAGAGCUCCAAGAGGCUAGGGUCCCAGGACACAGCUCAAGACAAGGGCCUACCAACAUUUCUUGCCUAGAUUGUUUAUUUGAAUUUUUCAUACUAUAAAUAUUUAAGGUGAUUUACUUUAUUUUAAUAAUUUAAAUCCCCCCAAGGUAAUUUAUUAGAGGUAUUCUUGCCACUGGGACAACGUGGGGCUUGUGAUACCAUGGAGUCCCCCAUGUGGCUGAGGCAGCUCUGCACCAGGCUCAGACCACCUGGUUUUGUCAGAAGGGCCCCUUGGCAGAGCUGGGGCUCUGUACCUUGUUCCCCCAACCACUGGCCAUUUGGUCUCAGAUCACUACAAUUUACUCAUCACCAGGUACUUGGCCUGGCCUCUAUACACCAGACUGUAAGUGUUUCAGACAAAGUGUAGGCCAGAAUGAUGUCUCCACUCCCCAGACAGCCUCCAUGGUCCUUCUUACCCCUCCCUUCCCUCCAGCACCUUUUCUCACAAAGUCAAACAGAAGACUACUGUGUCUGUGUCCUGAGCACAGCCACCCCUCCAUGUUCCCCAUGUACGAACUCGCGAGAAAACAGGAUGGAUUUGUGGAAUGUCGUCUAUUGCAGCUUUGCACAUGGAUCUGAGAGUGUCUACCAGCCUGCCAGCCUGUUCACCAGCCCUUCUCUUAGCCUUACAGAUACUCAUGGCUCGUCUUCUAGCUCCAGCUCUACUGCCUGUCCUCCCUAUCCCUAAGAGUCGCCUGAGCCACACCAGUGUAACUCAAACUGCAGUACAGGGAGCUCACAUGCUUCCCCUUGGUGCCAAUGAACCAAUUUCAGGUGUGCAGGUGAUGGUGUGCCCUUCUGUUCCUGCCUGGGGAUCUGGACUCAUCCUAGGAUGGAUUGGCCUUUGUGCAGAGUUCCCCAUCAGAAAGGCAGAGAGCCAACUGCAAGGCUAGUUUCCUCCGGGACUAGGGAGGUUCCUCUGCACUCCCACCUACCAGUUUCCAGGCUACCUUUUUAGGGACACCUGGAACAGUUACCCAAAGCCCCUCAACCCCAUUCCCUACGGGCAGUAUAUCAGGGUCAGUUCAUCCCACCUGCUGUUGCCUCAUGUCCCAAUGACUUACAGUAUGGGCAGAGCCAGCAGCCAGUGGACCGUGGGCCUGGUCCUUCCAGGAUGCUACUGCCCUUCUCCAAGAGGUCAGAGACCCCUCUAAGGUUAUCUCCAGCUGAGGGGACCACACCAGGCCACAAGCCACCAGAGGCCUUCUGCCACCUCCCAGAGCUGCUGAGAGCCAGGGAGGCUUGAAGAAAAUUCCCCAUAGACCUGAACCCCAGGGCUUAGGGGCCACUCAGCCUUACCAUCCUGUCCCAUCUGGGUUGUUGUGCAUUACCAAUGUCUCAGCACCUGGCCCCUGUGGCCCCAGGAGGUGUUGUAAGCUCUAAGUCUUGGUUUUCAGUCUCUGUUUCUAAUUCUUGCUUGCCACUGUGCAAGGCCACUUGUCACUGUUCCUAUAGAAGCCUCUGGACACAGGGCUUGAUAGGGUUGAAAAUGUUACAUGUAAAUAUUGGUUUGGUUUGACCUUUAGCAUUUUACUUGGUAACUGGUUCUAUUUCCUUUUUUGGGGGGGUGGAUGGGUUAGUUUGUAAAUCUCUCUACUCUUUUUGAAAUGUAAUUUCUAAGUUUGUUUCUUCAAAUGCCUUUUAUGUCUUGGUAACAUUCCCAAAGCAGAAAACUGCCUGGCCUACUUGGGACACUCCCCUGGAGGCCUGGGGUCCUGAGAAGGAGCAACACCCUUCCUCCCAAUCCAUCCUCUUUCUGUUCACCUCUGCCUUUCUUCUCCUUUCCCUUCAGCCCUCUACCUCCUUCCCCCGACCCCAACUAAUGCCCCAAGGAACCUUGGUGUCCCAGUCCUCUAUUGCCUGGCUUGGGCUCACAGGGUUGACACAAAUUGGCUGGGGGCAUGAGGUUGAGUUUCAUGACUGAAACUAAAUUAUGUCUCAUCUUUUCCCAGGGCUAAAUUAAGUUAGACCAUCUUGGAGGCAAUGGUAAUGGGUUUUGAAAUGAAAUUCACAGCUCUUGGGGCCCCCUGACUAAACAAGGCAUCAGAACCCAUUUUCCUUUGUCUUAGCUUUCCUCCCAGUCCUCAUCCAACCAAGGCUUGUCCUCUAGGAGCUCAAAUUGGUCCCUAUCUCUUGGUCUCUCCAGGGAUAGUCAUCUACACCUAUCCUCCAGGUGACAAAACUAAGUUCUCAAAAGACUUGACCUUCUGGACGCCACCAUACCACUUUGUACCGUUCAUGAUGGAUAUGUCAAUCACUCAGCUUUGUCUCUUGCCCAGAGACCCCCCCCCCACUGAGUCUUCCUCUUCCCCACCCACCCAGAACAGAUCCAGUUCCAUUAACUGUCCACUAGCUCUCCCUUGUAGUAACAACUUCAUUGUAGUUACAACCAUCCCUGAACCAGCCCCCCUAGCGUACUUUACUGUUUAGAGGUCACAUCCCCAAUCCCCCUCCUUAAGAGACAGUUUUGACACCACAGGGCUUAGUGCUCUUGUUCUGCAAAUAAGAAAACAGAUACAGUUCUCAUGCCUGAGCCUAGAACCAGGAAGUCAUCAACUUUACAAUUAGACUCUUGUUUUCUCUACAAACUCACUGGGACACUGGCUAGAUUCAGGGUAUCCCAAAUUUGCCAAACCCAGGAGGCAAGACAAGAACCCCGAGCACUGAACUGGGAGACUUGGGGGUGGGGAGUGUCUCAACCAAACUCUGCUUUGGAUGAAUUAUCCCAAGGAUUUCCAAAGGGCACCAAAAACAGUGUUCCACCUUAGUCACGUGUUCCAUAAAAUAACAAAGCCAGAAAGUUGAGGCUGAUGGUAUAACACUUUAACUACAGCUACUCAGAGACUGAAGAAGGAGGAUCAAGUUCAAAGCCUGCUUGGGCUAUAGAGUGAGUUCAUGGUCAGCCUGGGCAGUUUUCUGAGCCCUUGCCUCAAAAUAAUGAUUUUAGGAAGUGCUGGGUAGGUAGCUCAGUGGUAGAUGCUUGCCUCCCAUGUAUGAGGCCCUGGGUUCUUUCCCUGGUAUUGGGAAACAGAAGUAGAAAAUCGAAGGGUGAGGACUAGGGACAUCUCAGUAUCUCAGUAGUGGGGCACCCCCAGCAUUUGGAAAAGAAAAGAAACUUUCCCCAGUCAACGCACUGUAAUCCCCAUAAUUACACAAUUCAAGUUAUUUAAAUUAUUCACCCCUCCCACACUCACACUUUUUGUUUGUCUGUUUCUGUUCUUAGACAUGAUGGUGCUAUGUACGUAUCCCUGGCAGAUCUGGAAAUUGCCUCUGCCUCCCAAGUUUAAUUAACAAAUAAUUAACAGGCGUGCACCACCAUACACAGUGUUAAAUUUCAUUCUUGAGAUUCCCGGCAGCCAUGGUAAGAAGAGAAGCAUAUGUGGCUCUUACCGUUCCCACCAGUCACGUGAGCAAGCAUAUUUACUCUGAGAGACAAACUAAUGUGGGGCAUGAGCUCUUCCUUCAAAGAUUGGAUAGCUGGUUCAUGUUUUAGCUAAGACAAAGCAUGUUUUCCAGAUGACUAUUUACAAAAUAAUUAACUGCCACUAACGUGAAUGAUGGUGGCCAAAUCACACAUCUAGCUUAUGCCUCAGUUUCCCCAGCUAUAAAGUGGUGGCUGUGGUAAAGACCCAACACAUCAUGCCUGCUAAUCUCCCAAGGAAAGCUGAAGUUCUGUACAGAUCUCUAGUAAAUCUGACCCCACACUCUACAGGCAUGGAGCCCUCGGUGCCCUGACUCCAGUGAUACUGUGUACUGUCUUCUCUUGUUGACCUUAAAAUAAAUGGGAAUCUCAGCCAACCUGCUCACAUUUUAAAAUGCUGCUUUAGUCCUUUAGGCAACUGUCUGUGUGUGUGUGUGUGUGUGUGUGUGUGAGCGCACGCGUGCAUGCAUGCACACACAUGUCCACAUGCUGGAAUUGAGACUCGGCAUGUGAGACAAGCACUUUACCACUGAGCUAUGUCUUCAAUGUCUAAGAGGCUUUUAAGUUAUUUAUUUUGAGACGGUGUUUCCUGUAUCGUCAGUUGGCCUCCAACUCACUGUGUAACCAAGGAUGAACUUGAACCCCUCAUCUUCCUGUCUCUUCACUGGCAUUUGCCACAACCCCGACCUUAAGAGUCUUUUAUGUACAUUCACAAUAUUGUGUCACCACUACUUCUCCAGAACUUUUGCGUCCCAAACUGAGAUCGCAUCCCAUCAUAAUAAUUAAUAACUGACCCCCCAAACAAUAAUUCCCUGCUCCAGGGCUGAAUGACCUCUGCUCUCUCUUCCUUUUUGUACUGGUCUGUUUUAGGUAUUCAUGUAGACAGAAUCCAACAUUAUCCAUUGUUGUCUCAUCCGUUCAUGUUUUACACAUGGAGAAGGGAGUGGCUUGUCCAAGGCCUCCCAGCAAGGCAGGGGAGGAGCUACCAGCACAUGCCAGGGCUCUUGACUCUCACAAGGUUCUGUGCAGAGUGUGUGAAGCAUGCUCUGGGGGCUCAGCUGAACCCCCAUCUUCCACCUCACACCCACCCCCUCCUUUAUCAUCCACAGCUUCGCUUCUCCCUGCCACCACUCCUUAGCUGGUUUCUACCACCAGAUGCUGUGGUCCUAGCCUACCACCAGCUUUUCUUAUCUGGGACCCUGGGGUUUCUGUAGCACCAGCUCUCAGCCCUCCUAUGUCCUCAAUACACACUUCCCUCUUAGGAACUUUCAUCUGAUCUUGACAACCCCGUCCCUGUCCCUAGAAACUCACAUCCCACCCCAUCAGGGAAGUGCCAUGUCCAGUUUGUCUUAUAAUUUCAAGGUCUGCUCUCAGAUCUAGGAUCAUCCAAUCUUGUGCUUAUUUUGUUUUUUGUUUUUUUUUCUCACUGGAGGCGUCCCCUUUGUUCCAUGAAUCAUGCAACGCCAUCUCUUACACCCUUCUCCUCAGACUCGUCCUAUCCCAGCAACCUCAGCCCAGAAAAGCCCCAGUCUCUGUCUCCUGUCUGCCCUACUUCUAAUAACAGCCACAUCACCUUCCACUGGAGGAUGUGUGAUGGACAUGGACCCCGUGCUCACUUUUGGGUCGUCUCUGCCCUGCCCACUCUUGGUGGCCUUGGUAUAGAGCAGAAGUUUGACUUCUUUUUCUUGGGUUUGUGUCUCUGUCCAUCCUGUCUGUUCUCCCUUAGCCUUCACCUCCCCCAGAUCAGCUCAUCUUGGCAGAACCUUACCCUCCUGAACCAACAGCUUUUGCAGUUGCCGAAUCCACAUACCCAUUAAAGGGCACCGAGGGCAUGAUGCUGGCCAACAGUUCCUGCUCAGGGCUCCUCUGCCAACUGACCACUUUCCUCCUCAUCCUCCCGGGAGCCUUCUCUUCCCUUUGUCUACCCCACUGACCCUGUUCUCCCCGCCCUGCCCUUCACUAGCCCCCUGGACCUAAGGGAAGAGCCUUUGGUUUCCUCUGAGGCAGACAGUCUGGCUUCCUUGUCAGACCACAUCCAAAGUCACCUAUGCCACUUCUGUGAAGAGAACCCUUAGCUAGCAGUCUGGAACCCUACCCCAAGUUUGAUCGUGACAGUUCUAUGGUCUUCCCAGGAGCAGCAGGAUGGCCCUAUGGGCUUCAAAUAUCCUUUGCGUUUGGGGGUCCUACAGCCUCCACCGGACCCUUUGGGCCCUGCCCCCCCCCCCGACUCUUGGCUCUGCCAUUGAUCUCUGUGCCUUAUUUAAUUUCUUUGCACAGGGGCUCACUCACCACAGCACCAUCCCUAGCAUCUGUCUACAUCUUUUUGUACCUUUACAGCCGGGCCUUGCCAGCAUGGCUUGCCUUAGGAGUUACAUGUUGCCAAGGCAACUGGGGUCACCACUGAAGACUAGUGUCUCUCAAACUCUGUCCCAGCAGUAGAAGCCUCACCAGGAAAGUUGACAGAGUGCAGAUUGUUAGCUCCACGCAAGACCCCCUGAAGCAGGCCUAGCAAGUGUGUGUGGGGGGGCGGAGUUUGAAAGAGCCUCCAGGUCACUCUGAUGUAGACUAGUUUGGCAGCAACAACAAUAUUGUUGGCCUAGAUGAGCUGUCAGUUCAAUUGGAAAGAUUGGGCCUGGCCUGUGCCAAGAACAAUGGAAAACAACUAGUCAACCAGAUUGGUAGAUUCAGGACCUCUGCCCCCAAGAAAACAUCACUGUGGCAUCUCCAUCUCCUAUCUUUGGAAGCUGGAACUGGGGAUGGGGGAGACAGACCUGCAGCUUUCCUAUCCCCCCCAUUUCAUUUCCCAGUUCACCAUCCCCCACCAAUUUGGGUUUUGGGGAAAUCUGCAUAGGUGGCCACUACAGACAAGGGGGAGGGUCCCCCAGGAGAGGCAGGAGGCAAAAUGUGUCCUUUGUCCACCGGGGUCCUCACCAUUGCCAGAGGGAAGGAACCUGCUGCAAGAAGAAAAUCCAAGCCCCUCCCCAUCAGCACUCCACACUGCACCUCCUUACCCUCCCAAUCCCAGGGAAACCAGGAGAUAGUGCCAAAGCCAGUUCCAAAUGCCAGCACAGCGCCUGGGAAAGAGCUAGAAACUCCUUUCCUCCCUAUCCUGCCUCCCCUUCCCCACCUGGCCACUACUGUGAAAUCCCUUCUUGCUCAGCCCUGUUUCCUGGGUAGGGUCCUGCAGUCGUGGGCCCUGAGGGACCCCUCAGGAGGGAAGGGACCAAGGGCAUCUUUGGGCCAACUAUCCAGCUUCCCUUCCACUGUCCUCCCCCCCCCUCCCUAUCACUACCCACUUCUGUCAUUCUGUCUUUAAUGGCUCCUUCCUGGGAUGGGUUGGUAUCAGGAGGACAGCCGUCUAGUCCACCAGCUCUCCUCGCCCUGUGUCUUAUUUCAGACAUGAGAACUGUACAGUGUAAACUUAUAAAGUGUUUUUAAUGGUUGUAGAUUGGAAAUAAAGUAUGUCAUAUAAACAGUU
Phodopus roborovskii (desert hamster) is the source of this 13550-nucleotide messenger RNA. RefSeq names its product suppressor of glucose, autophagy associated 1 (gene Mtcl2). The coding region runs from base 27 to 5720 and encodes 1897 amino acids. Gene Ontology annotation, biological process: regulation of autophagy; insulin receptor signaling pathway. The transcript is spliced from 15 exons. The record is from RefSeq and is a predicted model, not a curated record. NCBI's taxonomy places the organism in Eukaryota, Metazoa, Chordata, Mammalia, Rodentia, Cricetidae.